This is a messenger RNA of Soboliphyme baturini, 4995 nucleotides long. NCBI's taxonomy places the organism in Eukaryota, Metazoa, Nematoda, Enoplea, Dioctophymatida, Soboliphymatidae. The record is from the annotation of a GenBank genome assembly.
AUGGAAGAUUGGUCAAAUGCAGAUGAUAAUUUUUUGCGUGGCGAAGAUGAAGGCUUGGAUUCGGCUUCUUGGCUGGAUGAAAACGCAUUCGCCUCAGAAUUUCCAGAAUUAUUUGGCGAUAUUCUGAAACCAGCCGAGGACCAUAGUGGCAAUGGCGGAUCGCAGUCAUCUGACUUGACGACAAUGUUUGAAGAAUUCGAUGCCGAAAUUGAAGAGAAGGCUCGAAGUUGUCAUGUAAACCAGUCAUGUAUCAAGAGUAUUCUACGCCAUUUAUUUAAAAACGAACAUGUGUUAAAUGUGAUUCGUGCCAUCCAGUUCGAUGGCUUCGAGGAUUUUGUGAUCAAAUGCCCAAGAAAAAUGACCCGCAGCAAAUCGAAACAGAAUGAACUUUCUGGAAACCAAGUUGAGAAACUGUUCGACGACGGUGCCUCUGGAGAAGAGCAGUUCGAUUUGGCAGAUGGUUGGCAGAUCCUGAAUCCGCCUCUUCCCGAGGACGAUGACAACUCUCCGUUGUCACAGAGUUGCCCUCCUCCGUCGUCAGCGACUGUUGAAAUCGAAGAAGCUUCGUUGAAAGAGGAACAAAAUUCUUGCAUCUGUCUACAGGGUGGAGGCUCUUCUCGUAACAUGCCAAACGAAUGUGGUGAAGAGGAUGCUGGCGACGAUGACUAUAUGUAUCGCGAAAGUGAUUCCGAAUUAAGCAAAGAGAGGACCACGUUGAUCCAAGAUCUGAAGCAGCCCCUUGAUCGCAUGCUCCAGCCACAGCCAAAUCCCGUCGAGCCGGAUGAGAAGAAAAAAGCGUCAAAUGAUGAAUGUUCGUGCACUCUUUUGGGUGAUGAUGGUGAUAAGCUACAUUUCACAGCUAUCGAGUUAAAUCAGCUGCAGUUUCAGAUGCGGAAGAAAUAUUUGAUGCAUUUAAAAGAGACGCACGGUUCUAAAUCCUAUUUCAACGUUCACAAUCUCGUUGAUGCUUACAACGUGGUGGAGUCUGCAAUCCUUCACUGUCCGGCCGACCGUGACCCAGGCACUAGCGACAUUAUUACUGGUGUACCACAGUGGCUCAUUCCCAGCUUUUUGUUUUCGGGUGCUUUUUUGUAUCGCAAACUCCUGCCUACAUUCUGGCAUUCUCGGAUAAGCACAGGCGUGAGGUCAAGAUUUUUUGUUUCAGAAAACAAUCUGUUUGCUCUCGGAUUCACGCAGUUCCGAUGUUUAAAAUAUUCACAGCGAUUCAAGCACGUGCAGCAAAACUACCUACCACAUAGGUCAGAGGAUCAGUUGCAACAUCACAUGCAGAAUAUGUGCGCUAAGAAGGACAACAACGUAAUUCGGAACUGUAAACUAUUGGAUGAAGAGCCAGUGAUUCAGCGGGAUACGGAAUCGUUCGACCCAUUGAAAGCGAAGCCGCCGUGUUUUUGGAGGCAGAGCUGUCGACCGACCUGGAUGAGGAAAUUUGUUAAUAAUCGACUAUUGGCGUCAUCCAAGUUGUCUGCAUCGAACAACAGCCAAUUGUCCGGUGUAUUUGAAUUCAAUAGUGGAUUAAAGAUUCCGUUUAAAUACAGUUAUGGAAUUUUAAAACUGUCGGUACCUCCCAAUAAUAUCUCGUCAUCGCCCACACUUGUUGAUCCUAGCACAUCGUUUUCUAGACUCACUGCUGAACAGCUCUCUUGUUUCAAUAACAGCCUUAGCCAAGGAACAGCGCCGAAAGUGCUAGUACAUUUGGUUGGUAAACCAGCGCAAAUUUCGAAGCCAGUCGCUUCUUCCGUGACUGUAACGCCACAGUCGGGCGUCGAUGCGAACGCUGUCACAGUUCCUCCGCAACGGCGCAGACGACGUCGUAAGCGGAUGGUGGAACCCAUUGCAGAGAAGGUGUCUUCCACAAGUGGCCAUAUGAUCAAACGCGCGAAACUAGAUUCAGCUCAAGCGGCGUUCAUCAGACAGCCGCGACAUGACCAGCAGGUAAAUGUACAUUCAGAGGUUGUCGACGGUUCUACCGUUUAUCCAGUGACAGUAGCACUGCCUCAGCUACGCUCCGAUACCUCUCCCGUCUUACAGCCUGUAUGCGAUAUUCCUGUGAAUACAUUGACUGUUCAAUCUUUGCCUGUGACUGUCUUGCCAAUGGCACCGAUUUUGUUGAUGCCGAUGGUGAAUGUGGUCGUGCAGCCGGUUGUGAAUAUGGAGAUUGGGGCACCACGAGAUACACGUUUGGUACCUGCAGUUUCAGAUGUUUCCGCGCUUCAGACCGCCAGCGAUCUCAGCGCACAGCCAUUGCCAGGACUGCAGCCACCGCCGGUACUAUCAUCGCAGUCACUAACCGUACCAGCGCCGAAACCAGCGCCGCAGCCAUUACCUGUAUUGCCAACGCAGCUAUUAUCGGCACCUUUAGCGCUUCCGUUGUCAGUCGCGGCGGAUACCGCAGCUGCAAGCCAGCCCGUUUCCUGCUUGACGACGGUUUCGCAUACCACCGUGACUGUCUCUGACCACUGUGACGUUCCGAUGACGUCAUCAUUGAUCGACUCAUGUGUACAUAGAAGCGAAAAACGGGUUUUUGAAACACAUUCUGAUCUCCUGCAACCUUUGACAUUGGUCGUCGUUAAAACAGGCCAGAACUUAGCUAUGCCAACGGUGGGUGUCGUUGCGCGCACGUCCGUUACCGGUUGCAUUGUUGCCGUUCACCCAACGAAAGCAACUUCAGAUUUGGAUCCUCAGUGUGAUUCUCUUGGCAGGUCUGACGAGAAAAUGUCGUUACAGUUGCGCAAAAAGCGUUCAAGAAUGGAGCGUGACUCAGACGCAAUGAAGGCUAUGCUGAGCUAUUCGCAUCAACUGGAACUGAUGGUGUCUGAAGCAAUCACAGAACGUUACACUAAAAUGCUCGAGGAAGCGCUCUUCAUGCACAAAUCGAAAUGGACGCAGUUCGUUGAGGUAGUGCAUUCUUUACAGCCGACUGACGACAUUCCGCCGGUGCGUUUGGUCUUCCAUGCCUUUCCACACUACGUUUUCAUUCGUUGCCUCUUGCAGGUGUUCGUUUCGUUACUGAACAUCCUCAACGCAGAACCGAAAGCGAGCCCAUUUCUGUGCGAUCUCCUGCUACUGUUGUUCAUGAACGUUCAAGACGUGAUCAACGUCGGUCUUUACGUGUUGCAUAAAAAUUACAGGCUGGCGUUGUCGUAUCUGGUAAAGUUCUACGUGAGUGUUCCUGACAGUUGUUCCUCCUUUACGCUGUUUGAAGAGCGUUGGCGCUACAUGUCGGCCGUGCGGCAUCGAGCAAUCGAAUGCUCGACAAUUCGCGCGAUUAAAGAGUGCCACAAUUGCCGCGAUUUCCAUGAUGCGCUGCGAUUUUUAUCAGAAACAGAGGUUCCCGUUUGGAACGAGAUGAGGGAAUUACUGCCGGGUGAAGAAGUCUCUGUUAACCUAGAAAACGAUUACGAAACUCUUGAUGUCUCCGUAAUACCAGACGGAACUGAAUUCUAUGAAGAUUUUUCGCUGAUGGACAUUGACCGGGAUCAUCUCGGAUGGGAGUCGGAUACUAGCGACGAAUCAGCCGACGAGAUUCUUGAUGCGGCAGGCGUGUGCGAAGACAAGAAUACGAAAAUUGUUUAUUUGGAGCCCUUGUGUGCUACUAGCGCAGAAGACGUUGCUGUGGAAGUCGAAUCUAGCGUUGAAGGAUCAGUCACAGACCAAGUCGUGGCCGAUGCUAAUAUUGAAGUAAAUUUGAAGCAUGACUGUGAAGCAAAGUGCGUGCCAUCUUCUUCGGGUGAGACGGUGAAUCCAGCAAUGAACGCGGCUUGCAUUCGCACUAAGGGCUUCGAGAUUGGGGCGGCGGAAGAUUCUUAUCCACCCUGGUGUGACUCCUUAGUGUCGUUCGGCUCAGAUGACAGUUGGAGCCAUGAUUUGCUGCGACAGGCAGUGAUCGACACGUUCGGCACGUCGCGAUUUGCAGUCGACUCAAACCUGGACAAUGACGGCGGUGCGGUGCCUGGUUAUGACGUACCAGUCGAUCCGCAGUCCCUCAGCGAAGAUAACGACGGCUUCGGGUGUGCGUUUCCGUUGCCUUUCACCACAACAACGGGGGAGUGGAGCUGGCUGAGGUCUCUGUUAGCUCACUUGGCCGACACCGGAUCUGUGUUGCCAGCCCUAGAAAACUUUGUCAAGGAAUUUCCCGAUACAUCGCUGUCAUCUGUUAGCGCCGCGAUUAAACUGCAGUUGUCUGCUGAUUCUCAUGCGCAUGAAAACGGCUUUCUUCUUAUCAACUGCUUGUACGUGUUUUACCUGUAUGCUUGCAGCUUGGCGGCGAUGGAAAUCGAGGUGUGGCCAGCUGACAUGAUGCUCAGCUCAUUCGACGCCAGGUCCUUGCAGCUUCUGGAAAGUACGGUUGAGGAGCUUGAUGAAGGUAAAGCAGACGAUAUGGAAACGGACACGUUAGAAACCUAUGUUCAGAAAAACUUGUAUCCGGUCUACGUAUGUCUGUUUCCUGCUUCGAUUGAUGCAAUCGUUUAUGGCUUAUUGGCGCCGUUGUUUCGUGUGCCGUUCGUGCACAAUCCGCUUAGGGAUCACUUGAAGUACUGCGACAACCUGACGAAGUUCGUUGAUCUCAUUAGCACGGCGUACUUGCCGAUAACUGGAGCGGACAAGCGUGCUCACACGUUGUCGGUGAAAUAUUGGAACGAAGUUUGCCUGAAAGCUGUCAACGAGAUGGAAGAACAGAAAGCGAGGUCGGAACAGUCGAGCAGCGAGUAUCGCUUGAGAGAUAAGAUCGGUUUUUUCUUGACAGCUGCUGUUUUGACCCUGAUUUUCGCUGUACAUUUUAACUUGAUCAAGGUGCUUUUGUGCCACCAACAGACGAUACACGCGGCCGUUCCGUGUCUUGAGUCUACUGCCAGCAGUUGCCCAACUGUUUCUCGCCGUUUUGCCGUUUACGUCAAGUCGCCGCAAGUGUUCCAGGGCGAUGAGGUAAUUUUCUUUGCUCUCGAACUUCGACCGACGCUUUGUUGCCGAAUGUAA